Guyanagaster necrorhizus is the source of this 846-nucleotide messenger RNA. Its product is annotated as HSP20-like chaperone. Lineage: Eukaryota; Fungi; Basidiomycota; Agaricomycetes; Agaricales; Physalacriaceae. The record is from RefSeq and is a predicted model, not a curated record. The transcript is spliced from 5 exons. Gene Ontology annotation, molecular function: Hsp90 protein binding; protein-folding chaperone binding. Gene Ontology annotation, biological process: protein folding; chaperone-mediated protein complex assembly. Bases 23 to 685 code for a protein of 220 amino acids. Gene Ontology annotation, cellular component: cytosol; nucleus.
CUCUAUUAUCAUCAUCUACGCGAUGACUACUCAUCCUGAAGUACUGUGGGCACAACGAAGCUCCAACACUAACGACGAGAGGAACAUUAUCUAUCUCACCGUCAACGUCCCAGAAAUCCAGGCUUCGACCCUGGAAUGCAAUUUGACAUCUACCAGCAUAUCGUUCAAGACGAAAGCCGGAAACCCAGAAAAAGGUUUCCCCGAGAAGUCAUACGCCUUCGACCUACAGUUUUUCGAGGAAAUUGACCCCGAGAAAUCAUUGAGGCGUCUGAACACUCGUUCUCUCUUUCUCACACUUCGAAAGAAAGAAAAGAAGGAGGAAUUCUGGCCUCGUCUUACCAAGGAGAAAGUCAGGAAUGCCUUCCUGAAGACUGAUUUCAGCAAAUGGGUCGACGAAGAUGAGCAAGACGGUGUCGCGGUCGAGGCUGAAGAUGACAUGGAGGCCAUGGGUGAAAUGGGUGGAAUGGGCGGCAUGCCCGGAAUGGGCGGAAUGCCUGGAAUGGGUGGACUGCCUGGAAUGGGUAUGGGUGGAAUGGGCGAUAUGGACAUUGAAAAGCUGAUGGCUCAGAUGGGCCAGGGUGGUGGAGCUGGUGCCGGACCCUCUGGCGCGGCGGAUGACGGUUCUGAUGACGGUUCCGAUGAUGAUGGUCUUCCUCCUCUCGAAGAUGUUGAGCCGGCCAAGUAAGGCGGGCACUGUAGAAGAAAAUAUUCAUUACUAGGUCCUCGGGUGUUGUUCAGAUCUGGCGUGAUGAUCCUGUUUCCUGCCGCGCAUGUGCUCUACAGAUGGCCUUUAAAUUGUUGUAGCUUUUAGAAUUUGGUAGCAGUAGUAUUUGCCCUCGAAAAACU